This is a messenger RNA of Mollisia scopiformis, 1591 nucleotides long. Its product is annotated as Oxysterol-binding protein. The record is from RefSeq and is a predicted model, not a curated record. The coding region runs from base 212 to 1477 and encodes 421 amino acids. Gene Ontology annotation, molecular function: oxysterol binding. Gene Ontology annotation, cellular component: intracellular membrane-bounded organelle; cytosol; membrane. Lineage: Eukaryota; Fungi; Ascomycota; Leotiomycetes; Helotiales; Mollisiaceae. The transcript is spliced from 3 exons. Gene Ontology annotation, biological process: maintenance of cell polarity; piecemeal microautophagy of the nucleus; endocytosis.
CCAGUCCAGACGGUUUGUAGUCAAGCCGGACGUAUCAGGAGUUGUUUCUUUUCAGAUGAAAUUAGAUCGUCCGAACAUGCCCAGUAGGUUGAAAUAGAAAAGGGUCCUUCCUUCACCGCAAGAUAGGAUUCUUCUCAAUCAUCUCAUAUCAUACCCCACUUCCCUUGGUUCUCUCUGAAACCACACUGGCAUACCCUCCUACUCGAUAAUCAUGUCUAGAUGCGAUAGCGAAAAGCUUGCUCCUCAACAUAAGAGCGCAUUCUUCUCAUUCAUUAAGUCUCUCGCAACAUUCAAAGGCGACUUGGCAUCCUUAACUGCACCUCCAUUCCUGCUCUCUCCUCAAUCAAUUAUCGAAUUCAGCGCAUACUGGGCAGAACAACCAUGUCUCUUCGUGGCUCCCAGCAAAGAAGAAGAUCCCGAGAAGAGGGCACUUUUGGUGCUGAAAUGGUUCCUGAGUACGCUGAGACAACAACACAAUAAUAAGGAUGAGAAUGGGAAGAAGAAGCGAAUGAAGCCAUUGAACCCUUUCCUAGGAGAGUUGUUCUUGGGAAAAUGGGUUGAUGAUUGUGGUACCACCAACUUGGUUGCUGAGCAAGUUAGCCAUCAUCCGCCCAUUACUGCAUGCAACAUAUGGAACGACACACAUGGUGUUAGGCUCCAAGGCCAUGUCGCACCUAAAGCAUACUUCUCGACUACGGUCCACAUCGAUCGGAAAGGAUACUCAGUUCUGCACCUUGACAAAUAUGACGAAGACUACUUAAUCACCAUGCCCAAGAUACACAUUGAAGGUAUAAUGACUGGAUCAUUGUGUCCUGAAUUGAGCGGCGCAACAUACAUACGAAGCUCGAGCGGAUAUACAGCGAAGAUAGACUAUUCGAGUAAAGGAUGGUUGAGUGGAAAGAAGAAUUCAUUCGUCGCUACAUUAUUCCACGAUGACAAGCAAAAUGAACCAUUAUAUACAGCCGAGGGACAGUGGAGUGGAGAUUUCUGCAUGAAGAAAGUGGCUACUGGAGAAGUGGUUGAGAGCUUUAAUGUCGAUUCGGUACCAAGGACACCUUUAACAGUCACUCCGGUCGAACAUCAACACCCUCUCGAGUCCAGACGCGCUUGGCAGAAUGUCGCAGAUGCGAUCCACAGAAAUGAUAUAUUUGCUGUUGGACAUGAGAAGACCAAGAUUGAGAAUGAACAACGAGAGAUGCGGAAGAUAGAGAAGGUUGAAGGCAGAGAGUUCCCACGGAGAUACUUCACGAAGGCGAAGCAGGAUCUGGUUGCUAAGAGUCUGACAGAAGGAAUGAAGAGACAUGCGUCUAUGCAGGGAGAGAUGGAGGGGCAUCAUGGCGUCUGGAUGUGGGAUGAACAGAAAUAUAGAAGGGUCGAGAACAACAGAGCCCAGGGAAUCAAGAGCCCGAUGAGAACAAGAUUCGAUUCGGGUAUUGGUGGCAUUUUGCUAGAUCCGGAUCUGGUCGAGAGCGUUUGAGAUGCCAUUGGGUCAUGAGGCGUUCAGGAAUACCAUGGGAAUAGAUCUACAUUGCUGUAUACAUUUCUUUUGGCAUGUGAACGAUAAGAAAAUUGUGAACAGAGAUCUCGAUAC